CCGCAGCACGCUGUGGCUGCCUUUCGUCAUUACGCUCAGUACAAUCAACAAGACGUAUUCUUGAUGGGAUGCCUUCGUGUUCCAUCGAUAGCCCAUCCACCUGGCUCUCCUGAUAUUCUCAAUAAACAGGAUCUGCCCAGACAUGAGGCUAGACAGAGGCGCCUAUGGGUUCUCCUCUCAGUCAAUACAGCGACUUCAGCUUGUGCUCUGUCUUGGCUCGAUAUGAAGACUGAAAAAGGAUUUUACAUCGCUGUGCACAAAUCCGGCGAUACCCUACUGGCUCAUGCAAGCAAGCACUAUCUGAACAGUCAGCUCAGGAGUGCUGGAGCCAAUCGGGAUUGGGAUUUCGAGAAUGUUCCAACUACGCCGCUGGAUAACGAUUCGAAUGCAGCUCUGCUCUAUGCAAUCGAACUGUUUCGCCUUCGAAUCCUGGAAUCUACUGAUUUCUACCAAUCACCUAGUGGCUGUCCAGACUGGAGGCAAGCUCUCUAUCUUAACCAUAGAGAAACUGCACAAAAUGUGGAAGAAUGGGGUGCGGAGAUGGCUAUGACAAGCCUGCACUGCCAGGCCUUCUCCUAUGAGCUGGGACACAGCAACUAUACGCGAUAUCCUGAUCGGCCAUUAAGAAGGAGUGCCUCACUUCAAGAAUACAAGGCUGUACAAGUGGAAGCCGGUAGGGUACUGAACAUAACCUACAAGCCGAAUGUUACCUUCUUCGUGGGAGGAGUUGCAGACUUGCCUGAACUGUCUAUUGAAGGCGAUCUCGACAGGAUGAGGAGGGACAUAUCAGCCUUUGCCCUGGAGGAUUUCAGAGCGAGUAGGGCACCCAGCCUAGUUCCGUCAAGACAACAGUCCCGAGAGAGCACAGCUCCAGCUGGCCCGAUCUUGCGUUCAUCAAGAGGACGUAGUAUCAGCUCAGAGUUAAGUCGACUCCCAUCCGGAACUCCUACCGAUCCUUACUCCUCUUCACCUCGAGGAACGCCUGUCGGUCCAGGACCGACAAUCAACCUGUCAAUGCAGCAAACAGCUAGGCCUGGACGUGCUACUGAAGCCCCAUUGCAUCAGAGACUGAGAAGCAGCAACAUCAUGCCUCCCAGUUUUCCUGAUAGACCUCAGGAGCCUCGUGUGCCUCUAUGGAAUGAGCUUCAUAGCCUUAACCCUAUCAGGCCCUCAGUGGGUUCUCCGAACUGGACAGGGUUCGAUCAUGCUAUCAAGAUGGAUAUGUAUGAAGCGGACUGCGAAAGGAUCCGUCGAGUGAGAAUGCAGAAUCAGGAGAGAACUGCUGCUGCUGCUGCUGCUCGAGCAGAGUUUGAGAGCAGACGGGGACAGAGAAGAGGUCAGCGUUAGGAUCUGUCCAGGUCGUGCCCGUGUUACGAAUGGACUGAAGAUGGAUACUGAUACUCCUGCGUUGAUUUGAAUGAUGGCUCAAGCGAUAGGGAGAGGCAUGAGGGUUGAAUUGGGGGGAUGGUUCGGUUUGCAGUGUUUCCUUUGGCAGUUUGCGAUGAAUUCUUUAUUUCUUUACUUCAUCUCCCUCUGAUCAGACCUGGCACACCAUUGGACUUGUCGCAACUUUGGAAGAAAGUUGCUGGGGGAGGACUGUUGUGGUGGCCAGGGUGGUAGUCCGUGGGACGUGGAGUACAGUGGGUCAAGGGUCCUCAUACAUAUAAAGGAUACCACCCACUUUUCAAAUUCUUUAGCUAUAAGCAACAAUCAAGCAUCCUUUUCUCUUCUUUUC
Messenger RNA from Cryphonectria parasitica EP155, 1735 nucleotides. RefSeq lists its product as uncharacterized. The record is from RefSeq and is a predicted model, not a curated record. The transcript has a single exon. Bases 64 to 1347 code for a protein of 427 amino acids. NCBI's taxonomy places the organism in Eukaryota, Fungi, Ascomycota, Sordariomycetes, Diaporthales, Cryphonectriaceae.